AUGCCGACGAUGCCCAAGAACAUCCUCAAGGAGGGCAGCAACGAGACGCUGACCCUCAAGCACAAGGCGCUCCUGCAGCAGCAGGGCUACGUCGACGGCGCAUGGACGGGCGCACGCAGCGGCAAGACGUUCGACGUGCUCAACAAGGCCACGCACGCCAAGAUCGGCGCCGUGCCCGACAUGGGCGCCGAGGAGACGCGCGCCGCCAUCGCCGCCGCCGCCGCCGCCUUCCCCGCGUGGGCGGCACAGACGGGCAAGGCGCGCGGCGACCUGCUCACCAAGCUCUUCCAGGCGCUGCAGGAGCACGCCGAGGACCUGGCGCACAUCAUCGUCGCCGAGAACGGCAAGAGCCUGGCCGAGGCAAAGGGCGAGAUGGCCUACUCCAACUCGUUCAUCGAGUGGUUCGCCGCCGAGGCACAGCGCAGCUACGGCCACACGGCGCAGCCGACGCUGCCGGCCGUGCGUGCCAACGUGAUCACGAAGCAGCCGCUCGGUGUGGCCGGCCUCAUCACGCCCUGGAACUUCCCGGCCGCCAUGAUCACACGCAAGAUGGGCGCCGCGCUCGCUGCCGGCUGCACCGUCGUCAUCAAGGCGCCGGCCGAGACGCCCUUCUCGCCGCUCGCCAUUGCCUACCUCGCGGAGCAGGUCGGCUUUCCCAAGGGCACCAUCAACGUCGUCACAUGCGCCAAGGGCGAGACGGAGGCGGCCGUGGGCAAGGAGAUGUGCGAGAACAAGGCCGUCAAGAAGCUCUCCUUCACGGGCAGCACGCGCGUCGGCCAGCUUUUGAUGUCGCAGUCCGCAAGCACGCUCAAGAAGCUCAGCUUUGAGCUCGGCGGCAACGCGCCGUUCAUCGUCUUCGCCGACGCCGACGUGGACAAGGCCGUCGAGGGCGCGCUGGCAUGCAAGCUGCGCGGCUCCGGCCAGACGUGCAUCUGCGCCAACCGCAUCUUCGUGCACGAGGACAUCUACGCCGAGUUCUCGUCCAAGUUCGCGAAGAAGGUCGACGCGCUCGUCGUCGGCUACGGCAUGCAGGAGGGCGUGACGCACGGGCCGCUGGUGAACCAGAUGGGCGUGGACAAGGUGCAGAAGCACGUCGACGACUGCGUCAAGGGCGGCGCCAAGGUGCUCGUCGGCGGCAAGAAGGGCGAGGGCUUCUUCUUCGAGCCGACGGUGCUCGCGGACCUGCCGGCCAGCUGCCCCAUGGACGACGAGGAGACGUUCGGGCCCGUCGCCGCGCUCUACAAGUUCACCUCGGAGGAGGACGUCGUCAAGCAGGCCAAUGACGUCGACGUCGGCCUGGCGGGCUACUUCUACACGGAGAACGUCUCGCGCGCAUGGCGCGUCGCCGAGGCACUGCAGGUGGGCAUGGUCGGCAUCAACACGGCCAUCAUCUCGCAGAACACGGUGCCCUUCGGCGGCGUCGGCUUCAGCGGCUUCGGCCGCGAGGGCGGACGGGACGGCAUUGCCGAGUACCAGAGCGACAAGCUGAUGGUGUGGGGCAAGUGA
Messenger RNA from Tilletiopsis washingtonensis, 1506 nucleotides. Its product is annotated as aldehyde dehydrogenase. Bases 1 to 1506 code for a protein of 501 amino acids. Gene Ontology annotation, molecular function: succinate-semialdehyde dehydrogenase (NAD+) activity. NCBI's taxonomy places the organism in Eukaryota, Fungi, Basidiomycota, Exobasidiomycetes, Entylomatales. The transcript has 7 exons. The record is from RefSeq and is a predicted model, not a curated record.